This is a messenger RNA of Selaginella moellendorffii, 2490 nucleotides long. RefSeq names its product pentatricopeptide repeat-containing protein At5g27110-like. The transcript has a single exon. The record is from RefSeq and is a predicted model, not a curated record. NCBI's taxonomy places the organism in Eukaryota, Viridiplantae, Streptophyta, Lycopodiopsida, Selaginellales, Selaginellaceae. Bases 17 to 2353 code for a protein of 778 amino acids. Gene Ontology annotation, molecular function: protein binding.
CUUCUCUAUUUCGACGAUGUUGAUCAUGGUGGCCGCGAAUUCUUGCUGGAAUCUAGCACUCGCAGCGACGUCCUCGAUCUUCCAGUAUCAUAGCAGCGACGCUGACGAUGGAAGAAUCCACACAGUGGUCCGGCGAUCCAGGAACAAGAUGACCAAGAAACGCGAGCUCCUCCAGCGCAAGGGGCGAAUCUCCAAGGAAGAGAUUGGCCUGGAGCAGCUGCUGCGGAAUCCCGACACCACCACCUACGCGAUCCUCCUCCGCCGGUGUGGCCGCGCUCGAGCGCUGGCAGAGGGCAAGCGCGUCCACGCGCAGAUCUUCAAGACUGGCCACGAUCGCGAGACGCGGCUGAGGAAUCUCUUGAUCCAGAUGUAUGGCGAAUGCGGCAGCUUGAUCGACGCGCGCAAGGUCUUCGAUCGCACGCCGGAUCCAAACAUCUUCUCGUGGAACAUCAUGCUCGCAGCGUAUGCCCACAAUGGGCAUUCCAACGAGGCGCUGGUUCUGUCGCAGAGGAUGAAGGACAGUGGCGCCACCGUCGUCCCGGAUCGAGUGACUUACGUGAUCCUCCUCCACGCGUGCUCGAAUCUGGGCGCGCUGCGCGAGGGGCGGAUGAUCCACGCGAGCGUCAUCGCGAGCGGGAUGGAAUCCAACGUCGUGGUGGCCACCGCAAUCGUCAACAUGUAUGGCAAGUGUGGUAGCAUGGGCGAUGCGAAGAUGGUCUUCGACAAGAUGCCCGCCAAGGACGUGAUCUGCUGGAACUCGAUGAUCUCGGCCUAUGCGCUGAAUGGAUUGGGCAAGAGCGCGCUGGAUCUCUACGCGCGGAUGAGGCACAGCUGCGUGAGGCCCGACGCUGGGACGUUCGUGGCGGCGCUGGAUGCGUGCUCGGUGCUAAACUCGCUCGAGGAUGGGAAGAAGAUCCACGCCGCCAUCGCCGCGAGCAAGCUCGAGUGGAAUGUGAUGGUGGCCACCGCUCUGGUGAGCAUGUAUGGGAAAUGCGGCUGCCUGGAGCGAUCCAUCGCGGUGUUUCGCGCGAUGGAGGUGAGGAACUUGAUCUCCUGGACGGCGAUGCUGGGCGCGCUCGCGCACAAUGGUCGCGACGCCGCGGCGCUGGAGCUCUUCGCCAGGAUGCGCGACGAGGGCGUGAGGAUCGACGCGGUGGCGAUGACAAUCGCGCUGGACGCGUGCUCGCGGAGCCGGGACUUCACGCGGGGGAGGGAGAUCCAUGCGAUGAUCGACGCGGCGGUGGCGGGCAGGAGCUUGCGAUCGAUCACUCCAGUGCUCGCUGCCGCGAUCGUCAACAUGUAUGCGUGCUGCGACGAGAUGGAUCUCGCGAGAGCGAUAGUGGCGAGGCAGCGCGAAGCUCUCCUCUGGAACGCGCUCAUCGCGGCCUACACUGCUCGCGGCCAUCCCCGCGAGGGGCUGCGGCUCUACGCGGAGAUGAUCCUCGCGGAGAGGCGAGGAGCUCCGCCCGUCCGGCCGGAUCGAAACACUUUCGCGGCGGUGCUCGAGGCGUGUGGAUCCAUUGGAGCCGCGGCGCUGGGCGAGGGGCGGAUGAUCCACACGCAGGCCAUCGCCAGAGCUUGCAACACGGACGCGAUCGUCGCGUCGGCCUUGAUCGCGAUGUAUUCCAAGUGCGGCAGCUUGGGCGACGCGGUGGCGAUCUUCCGGGAGCUCUCGCGGAAGAGGAGCGUGGUGCUGGUCACCACCAUGAUCGCGGCUUACGGCCACCAUGGAAAGCUCGAGCUCGCGCUGGAGCUCUUCUGGGAGAUGGCGCAGCGAGGAUUGAAGCCCAACCGGAUCACUUUCGUCAGCCUUCUCUCGUCUUGCAGUGCCGCAAAUUCUCUCCGUGAGGCCGUGUUCUACUUCCAGAUCAUGAUCCACGACUGUGACAUCCAGCCGGGCGCCGAGCACUACCACUUCCUCAUCGAUCUUCUUGGGCGGUCGGGAAAGGUGGCAGAGGCCGAGGAGCUCAUCAACUCGAUGCCGUUUGCGCCCGGUUGCGGCGCUUGGAUGAGCUUGCUGGCCGCCUGUGAGAGGCACUCGAAGGUGGAGCUGGGAAGAAGAGCUGCGGAUCGAGUUUUCGAGAUGGAACCAAAGAAUGCACUAGCUUACUUGAUGCUUGGGAAGAUCUACGUCGCAGCCGGGAUGUGGGACGAGCUCCUCCAGCUCAAGAAGCUUAUGGAGGAUAGGGGUCUCAAGAGGGAGCCGAGUGGUAGUAGUAGUAGUAGUAGUAGUAAUAAUCCUCCCACCACCACCACCACCACCACAGACUACCACCAUUCUUCCUUGCGUGAUAACGAGAAAGAUCCACUGACUUUGAGGCCUCCAGCGUACAUUCUUGGACCCCGUCCCUGACUACAAAGCUGGAAGAAACGUUUUAAGAGUGAACUCGAUCGAGAAGUGCAAGCAACCAGUGCUUUUAGUUAAAAGAACUGAAAUGUAUAUAGCAAAGACUCAACUUUCUUUGAAUAGAAUCUACCUCUUACACUUGA